ACUACUCCGAUUCUUCUGCUUUUGCCGUACGGUGACGGGGAUUUUGAUUGCAGAUUGUAUUACUGCUGGGAAGAAAACCGAAUUGCGAUUUCCCUGCGCCAGUGAACCCCUUUUCGGACUCCUAGAUGUCGUUCGAGGCGAUGAAAGACGGUGAUAUAAUCACCGAUGAAGUUCUUCGGUAUUCAACGGAUGAGGUGCUGAGUCGGUCGAGACUACUUGACACCGAAAUUAAAAUCAUGAAGAGUGAGACGAUGAGGAUUUCCCAUGAGCUCCAGGCUCAGAAGGAGAAAAUCAAGGAAAACACUGAGAAGAUCAAGGUGAACAAGACUCUGCCGUAUCUCGUCUCCAACGUUAUCGAGCUCCUAGACGUGGACCCGAACGAGCUCGGCGAAGAGGACGGUGCUAACGUCGAUUUGGAUUCUCAGCGAAAAGGAAAAUGUGCUGUCAUCAAGACAUCGACGAGACAAACCUAUUUCCUACCUGUGAUCGGACUCGUCGAUGCGGAGAAACUCAAACCCGGAGAUCUCGUCGGUGUCAACAAGGAAUCUUAUUUGAUCCUUGAGACGCUGCCGGCAGAGUACGACUCCAGAGUCAAGGCCAUGGAGGUCGACGAAAGACCAACGGAACAAUAUUCGGAUAUCGGAGGUCUAGACAAACAGAUUCAAGAACUUAUCGAAGCCUGUGUUCUCCCCAUGACGCAUAAAGACAAAUUCCUGUCGCUCGGAAUUUCACCUCCGAAGGGUGUGCUCCUGUACGGACCGCCCGGAACCGGCAAAACUCUCUUGGCUCGUGCCUGCGCGGCCCAAACGAAAUCGACAUUCUUGAAGUUGGCCGGUCCCCAGCUCGUACAAAUGUUUAUCGGUGACGGCGCGAAACUCGUCCGGGACGCGUUCGCUCUUGCGAAAGAAAAAGCACCAGCUAUAAUUUUCAUCGAUGAGUUGGAUGCUAUCGGUACCAAGCGUUUCGAUUCGGAGAAAGCCGGAGAUCGUGAAGUCCAGCGGACCAUGCUGGAACUCCUCAAUCAACUCGACGGAUUCAGUUCUUGCGAUGACAUUAAAGUCAUAGCUGCGACCAACAGAGUCGAUAUACUGGAUCCUGCACUGUUGCGUUCGGGUCGUCUGGACCGCAAAAUUGAAUUUCCACACCCAAACGAAGAAGCUCGUGCAAGAAUCCUCCAGAUUCAUUCGCGGAAAAUGAACGUCGAGAAAGGUGUCAAUUAUCUUGAACUGGCUCGAUGCACCGACGACUUCAACGGGGCACAGUGCAAAGCGAUUUGCGUCGAGGCUGGUAUGAUUGCGUUGAGGCGGAAUGCCAUGAAGGUUACUCACGAAGACUAUAUGGAUGCCAUUCUUGAGGUGCAAGCCAAGAAGAAGGCCAACCUUAAUUAUUAUGCUUAGGGGGUAUAGGUGGGAGAAAUUGGUACCGGUUCGUAUACGUCUACGAGGGCGCCUCCCGGGGACAUUCAAUAAAACGAGAGUGAUCUUA
Molecule: messenger RNA, 1485 nt
Organism: Galendromus occidentalis (western predatory mite)
Lineage: Eukaryota; Metazoa; Arthropoda; Arachnida; Mesostigmata; Phytoseiidae
Gene: Rpt5
Product: 26S proteasome regulatory subunit Rpt5
Exons: 4
Coding region: 126-1397 (423 amino acids)
Molecular function (GO): ATP binding; ATP hydrolysis activity
Source: RefSeq, a predicted model, not a curated record